Prunus dulcis (almond) is the source of this 1122-nucleotide messenger RNA. Its product is annotated as pectinesterase 1. NCBI's taxonomy places the organism in Eukaryota, Viridiplantae, Streptophyta, Magnoliopsida, Rosales, Rosaceae. Bases 163 to 870 code for a protein of 235 amino acids. Gene Ontology annotation, molecular function: enzyme inhibitor activity. The record is from RefSeq and is a predicted model, not a curated record. The transcript has a single exon. Gene Ontology annotation, biological process: negative regulation of catalytic activity.
AUACCAGUGACUUGGUCCAAAACCUCACGUUGCAUAGGUCAUAUUUUAUUCUAUGCUUAAUUAAAUGAUUAAAUAUUUAUCAUUUGCUUCAAUUUGAAGUCAACAACCCAUAAAACCAUUCUUCUUCAAACUUCAUCCAAGCCUCCCAAAAACAGAGCAGCCAUGGAAUCUAUUAACAUCUUCAAAGGCUAUGGCAAAGUAAACCCAGACCAACUUGAAGAUCAAACUCAAACCUCAAACCCAAAAUCCCCCAAACCCCAAAAGCCCCUCUUUUCCAUUCUCACCAUCUCAGCCCUCAUCUGCUUGACCUUGGUGAUCGGCCUCCUGCUCGCAGCUCUCAUCCACGUGUCCAACUCCGAGUCCCCUUCUCUCUCCAGCUCUAACUCGGCCGAGUCAGCCAUCAAAACCAUCUGCAACGUGACUCGGUACCCCAACUCGUGCUUCACCUCCAUCUCCUCCCUCAACACCUCUCCAAAGCCCGACCCAGAAACCAUUUUCAAGCUCUCUCUCGAAAUCUCCGUCGCCGAGCUCUCAAACAUCUCGUCUCUGUUGAAUACGAUGAACUCCGAUCCCGCGACUCGGGACUGCGUGGAUCAGCUCGAGGACGCGCUGAGUCGGCUCAACGACUCGGUUUCGGCGAUGGGACAGAAGGCGUUGACCGUGGCUAAACUCAACGACAUACAGACGUGGAUAAGCAGCGCUGUGACAGAUCAAGAGACGUGCUUGGAUGGGUUGGAAGAGAUGGGAUCAACGGCUGUGGAUAAAGUGAAGAGCAAGAUGAAGAGGUCCAUGGAGUACACCAGCAACAGCUUAGCCAUUGUGGCUAAUUUCAAGGCCAUUCUUGACAAAUUCCACAUACCCCUCCACUAAUUAUUAUUAGAUUAAUUGAAUAAAAGAAAAGAAAAAAAAAAGUUUUGGGCUUUGUUUUUUGUUCGGGUUUGACUGUUUUUAUGUAUCAUUUUUGUUCUUGAAUUAUAAGUGGUGUUUGUUUGUUGUUGAUGAUUUGUGUCCUUCAUUGAUAUCUUUGCACUUUGUAAGUUGUGAAAGUUGAAGAUUUAAUGUAAAUAGCCACAUCCAUCUCCACUUUAAAAUAAUCUAAAUUAGGAUGGGGAUUCGAACUCA